ACAUGAACCAAGGUCACUGAGAAACUCUCGAGAUAACAGUCAGGCAGUCACAGCAGGUAAAAACACAAUCGAAUCAGGUACUACACAAUGGCGGAGGAAGGUAGAAAAGUGGUAAUUGGAAUGGAUGGAAGUAAGAACUCGAGCUUCGCGUUUGACUGGUAUUUGAAAAACAUCCACCGACCCAAGGAUCACGUGAUACUGGUCCACAGUCCAGAGUACCACAGCCUCGGACAGUCGAGUUUUGCUAUAGCCAACCUUGGUCACGUGGCCGAGCAAGUGGAAGAGGAGCAGAAGAAAGCGCAGGAGUUCAACGAUAACCUUGUUUCAAAACUUAAGGAGGCGGGGAUUGGUGGUGAGGUGAAAACUGUUGGCGGGUUUCCAGGCGAGGCGCUGGUAAAGACAGCAGAGAACGAAGAGGCCAGUUUAAUCGUGACGGGGACACGUGGCCUGGGCACUAUUCGUCGAACGCUUCUCGGGAGUGUCAGCGACUUCGUGAUGCGACAUUCGCAUAUACCUGUCACCGUGUGCAGGGAAAAGCCGGAAUGACAUGAGCUGUCUUCACAGUACACGACUCGUGCAUUUACUUUGUCAAUAAACAGAAUUGGUUGUAUCAUGUUGAAACUGUCACUAACUUGCUAGAAAAUCUAGUGGUGUGUCAGUACUUUUCACCCGAUCACUGCUCACGUUUACUUGUUAAGGACUGUUAUUGUAACCUCAGAACGUGUGCUCCAUUUUUGUUUUCUUAAUUUUUUCUUUUUUUUCUUCUUCUAUUAUCAGGAACUGAUGCAGUAUUUUGUGAUGAAAUAGGAAAACGUACAGACUGCAAUAUUGGCACUAAACAAGAGGAGGGACAAUAGGCGUAGUGUUUGGGUGUUGCUUUAAAUCAACCUGCCCUUUAUUGUGAUGAUAGUAUACUGGGCAGGACUAGAAAGCCUUUUGAUAAAAACAGGAAGUUAACUCCUUCAAAAUUCGAAGACAAAAAACAAACACAACUAUAUGUCUCUCCACAUAUGUUUAACGUGAAUAAAUAUUCUGUGCUCUUUUGUACUAAUAAAUUAUUGUUCUUUA
Gigantopelta aegis is the source of this 1068-nucleotide messenger RNA. Its product is annotated as universal stress protein YxiE-like. The coding region runs from base 88 to 546 and encodes 152 amino acids. The record is from RefSeq and is a predicted model, not a curated record. Lineage: Eukaryota; Metazoa; Mollusca; Gastropoda; Neomphalida; Peltospiridae. The transcript is spliced from 4 exons.